Messenger RNA from Ascochyta rabiei, 1095 nucleotides. RefSeq lists its product as uncharacterized. The coding region runs from base 1 to 1095 and encodes 364 amino acids. The transcript is spliced from 3 exons. NCBI's taxonomy places the organism in Eukaryota, Fungi, Ascomycota, Dothideomycetes, Pleosporales, Didymellaceae. Gene Ontology annotation, molecular function: single-stranded RNA binding; zinc ion binding; mRNA binding. Gene Ontology annotation, biological process: positive regulation of cytoplasmic translation. The record is from RefSeq and is a predicted model, not a curated record. Gene Ontology annotation, cellular component: cytoplasm.
AUGGGGAAACACUCCAAGAUCCCCAAUAUGCCUCCGGGAAUGGAGUCUCGCCCUUACAACCAGGCCAAAGAGCGAUUGCCGGGCAAGACUCUGUGUGAGCUGUGCAACAAGGUACUUGACACGCCCCUUUGGUCUGUACACAAGAACUCGAAGAAGCACCGCGCUGCAGAGAGCGCUGAGAAGGCGAAGGAGAAUGCCAAGGUCAACAACAACAACGGAUUCGACGGCCGCAGUGGCAAGGCAUCUGGCUUUUCGCCCGAACUCGACUCUGGCUUUGACCUGGCUCCUCCUAGUACUGGCAACGACACUUGGGCCUCCUCUGGUAAUGACGGCUGGGGCUCCUCUGGCGGCUUCAGCGUCGAGCCGAGCCACGGCAACAAGACUCGUGGUGGCGGAGGUGAUCGUGCCUGCUUCGGCUGCGGCGAAAUCAGUCAUACGAAGCGCGACUGUCCCAAGGGUGGUUCUUCAGGAGGCCGUGCGUGCUUUGGCUGUGGUGAAGCUGGUCACACCAAGCGCGAGUGCCCCAAGGGUGGCUCUGGCGGCGGAGGACAGGCCUGCUUCAACUGCGGCAUGGAGGGUCACCGCAAGAUGGAUUGCCCUGAACACCUCAAGCCUCGUGGCGGCGGCGGCGGCGGCAGUGAUCGUCUGUGCUUCAACUGUGAUCAGCCUGGCCACAACAAGGCCGACUGUCCCGAACCUCUCAAGCCUCGCAGCGGCGGUGGAGGUGGCGGUCGAGCCUGUUUCAACUGCCUACAGCCGGGCCACAACUCGUCGGACUGCCCCCAGCCUCGUGUCGAGCGCUGCCGCAACUGCGACGCAGAGGGCCAUCACAGCCGGGACUGUGAUCAGCCAAAGGACUGGAGCAGGGUCAAGUGCACCAACUGUUCCAAGUACGGCCACGGUGCAAAGCGCUGCCCUGAGCCUGCCGGUGGUGCUGAUACGCACGGUGGUGGCGGUGGUUCAUGGGAUAACAACGGUGGCCCUGCCGCUGCUGCUGCGGGCUGGGACACUAGUAGUGGAGACACUGCUGCUGCUGCUGCUCAGGAGUCAUCUGGCAACUGGGCUGAUGACAUGAACGCUACCUCUUCGUGGUAG